GCUCGAGCAAGGGAACCACGUGGGAGCCGGAGUAGGAAGUUUGCAGAGAUGGGGAAGAGGAAAGCUCGCCGGCAGCGCCAGCAGCUGAUCGGCCACUUAAGCAAGAAGCAAAAGAAGCACCUCAAGGAUUUUGGGGAAGAGCACCCCUUUUAUGAUCGGGUUUCUGGGAAAGAAAAACCAACUCAGAUUUGUGAACUGAAUGAAAAUUCUGAGCAGUCCAGCUCAGAAAAUGAUGCGGAGAGUGAUUCAGAACAAAUCCCAGUGUAUCACAAACUACUGGCCAUGUUAAAAACAUCUCUCUGUUCAGACAAUGAGGAUGAAGGAGAUGAAUCAGAAGAUAGUUCCCAAGAAGAUACAGAAGUGGACAGUGACGAGCUUGGGGAUGAGAAAGAAACGGAGAAUGACGACAACGAAAUAAAAGUGCCUCACCAAGAAACAGAAACAUCCCUAGUGGAAAAUAGUGAAGAGGAGCCUACAGAUUCAGAUGCUCUUCAGGACUUACAGUGUGAAGCUGCUGAAGAGUGUACAGAUGUCCAGCUUGAACUUGAAUUUAAUCUGGAAUCCAAUUUUAUAGAUGAAGAACGUGGUGAUUCCACUACAGAUAUCAAAAAGAGAACACCUUCUGCAAAAGUAACACAUGAUCCAUUUAAAUGCCACCUGGAUAAAGAGCUGGAAGAAGAAGAAAUAGAUAAAAGCGUGUGCUCAAAAUUGACCAGCCAAGUUGAGUGGCCAGUACUGGGUCAAUUAGUUUUUUCUUCCAAGUUGGAGAAAUUUGGAGUGAUUAAUCCAAGUAAAGAAGUUGAUCUGGAACACCUUCAUCUUUGCAAGCCACUAAAGUCAACUUGGCCGAAAGUGAACAGACAAUUGCUUUCUGCUCAGACAAAAUCAAAAGGCCAGCUAUUUAGCCCACUGCAGCAAGAGCUGUUCUGCAUUAUGAAUUCAUACAAGGAUUUGUUUUACCCCGGAAGGACUGCUUUAAAAAAUGGGGAAGAAGUGAGGCAUGUCUAUUGCCUACAUGCCUUGAACCACGUCUUAAAGGCUAAUACACAGGUGCUUGGCAACAAUGCUAAGCGACGAGACCAAGAAGCUGGAAUGGAUGAGGAUGCUUUCAGGGAUCAAGGUCUCACUAGACCAAAGGUAUUGAUGGUGGUCCCCUUCCGAGAAUCUGCUUUACGUGUAGUCCAUAUUUUAAUUGCCCUCCUUGAAUUGGCAAGUCAAAAGAAAAUUGAUGUAAGUAAUAAAAAACGAUUUAAGGGCGAAUUUGGUUCCAGCCCAGAAGAGAAGCCGCCAAAUCUGAAAAGGCCUGAAGAUUAUGAAGCCACCUUUGCUGGAAACAUUGAUGACCACUUCAGGAUAGGUGUUGCAGUUCUUCAGAAGAGCAUGCGGCUGUAUGCCCCAUUUUACUCCUCGGACAUUAUUAUUGCCUCUCCCCUUGGUUUGAGAACUGUGAUAGGAGCUGAAGGGGAGAACAAGCGAGACUAUGAUUUCCUCUCCUCAAUAGAAAUUCUUAUAAUUGAUGAAGCUGACAUUUACCUGAUGCAAAACUGGGAACAUGUUUUGCACCUGAUUAACCACAUGAACCUAUUACCUUUGGAAUCUCAUGGGGUGGAUUUUUCACGAGUACGAAUGUUCAGUCUGAAUAACUGGUCCAAGUAUUAUCGCCAGACACUUCUCUUCAGUGCCCUCCAUCAUCCUCAGAUCAGUUCUAUCUUCAAUAAGCAUUGCUUCAAUUACAGGGGGCAGGUAGCUGUAAGGAAUGCACCCUUGACAGGGUCAAUUAGUCAUGUUGUAGUACAGCUUCCUCAUGUUUUUCGGAAAAUAGAAGCUGACAGCUCUGUUUCUGUAAUAGAUGCAAGGUUUAACUUUUUCAUUGACAAAGUGUUACCUGAGUACCGGGAUGCAAUCAUGACACACACACUCAUCUAUGUUCCAUCCUAUUUUGAUUAUGUGCGGCUUCGGAAUUAUUUCAAGAAGGAAGAACUCAAUUUUGCACACAUUUGUGAAUACUCCAGUAAAUCUGGCAUUUGUAGGGCAAGACAUUUAUUCUUAAGUGGAGAAAAACAAUUUCUAAUUAUCACAGAGCGAUUCCAAUUUUAUAAAAGGUAUUCCAUUAGAGGCAUCAAGAACUUUAUUUUUUAUGAACUGCCAACCUAUCCACAUUUCUAUAGUGAGAUCUGCAAUAUGGUAAAAUUAGCAGGCAUGGAGGGAGAGGCUACCUUGACUUGUACUGCAUUUUACUCCAAAUAUGAUGCCCAGAAGUUGGCUGCCGUGGUGGGUGUUGAGCGGGCAGCCCAAAUGCUUCAGUCGUCCAAGAAUGUGCACCUUUUUGUCACUGGAGGAACAGAAUAAAAUAAACAAUGAAUCCAGUUCAAGUGGAUUUCUGAUCCGUUUAAUAAUCAGGCUGAAUUCCUUUAAAAUAGCUAUUGAAAGGGGAAAUUAUGAAUAAGUUUAUUUUGCUUUUAAAGAGCAUAUGAAAAAUGUUAUUAAAGUGUCCGUUUCUUCAUGUUAUAGUAAUAAUACCAAAUUCAUAAUACCGUUUUUAGAAUUUCAACUGUAGAAUAAUUGGGAAAGUCGAAAAAACAUAGCUCUGAGGCCUUGCUUUGGGCAUAUAGAAGAUGUUGCUGCUGUGGGGCUAGUUAGUGCCCUGAAGGCCUCUCAUAUUUUAAUCAAUUUUAACAUUCCUUACCUUUUGUAAAUUUUAUAUACUGUUUUUAUGCUUUCAGUAUUUUAUUGUAUACUGCCCAGAGUUCUUCUGCAAGGGAGAUGGAUGAUUCUUAAAUGUAAGUUUUAAGAAUUGCUAGUUUGUAUUACUAGAAGGAUAGAACUUGUUCAAAAGAAACAGACCCAUCAAAAGAGUAGGAAUUGUAUUACAUGCAAAGAAUUACUGCACUUGUAGAGAAAUACAUGAUGCCAGCCAUGAAAGGCUUCUUGAAAGUAUGUGGAUAAAUAUAACGGGAGGAGGAGAGGACCUUGCUACAAGAGUGUACUACAGGCCACAUUACAAAGCAGAGGAAAUAGAUGAACUUUCUGUAAAUCAACUGCAUUGAGGAAAAACCAGUAUAGUAAUGGGGGACUUUAAUUACUUUGAUAUCAAGUAGGAAACUAACUCUGCAGUGGGAGAUUGAACAGGUUCCUGACAACUUGUUCCCUCCUCCUCCACCUUUUGGAUAAUGAAAGUUGUUAGUUUGUCAAGAACUUGCCA
Molecule: messenger RNA, 3202 nt
Organism: Notechis scutatus (mainland tiger snake)
Lineage: Eukaryota; Metazoa; Chordata; Lepidosauria; Squamata; Elapidae
Gene: UTP25
Product: UTP25 small subunit processome component
Biological process (GO): maturation of SSU-rRNA from tricistronic rRNA transcript (SSU-rRNA, 5.8S rRNA, LSU-rRNA)
Cellular component (GO): nucleolus; small-subunit processome
Molecular function (GO): U3 snoRNA binding; rRNA binding
Source: RefSeq, a predicted model, not a curated record